Messenger RNA from Ilex paraguariensis (yerba mate), 1029 nucleotides. Lineage: Eukaryota; Viridiplantae; Streptophyta; Magnoliopsida; Aquifoliales; Aquifoliaceae. The record is from the annotation of a GenBank genome assembly.
AUGAUUUUCUCCUAUCCUCUCAGUUUGUAUCGUGGAAAGGUUGGUUUAGAUGCUGCAGAAGCACAACAUUUGAUGGAGGGUCUCGACUGGCAAGGUGCUUUGAAGGACAUUCAGGCUUCUGUUAACUGGCUCAAGGCUGAUGGUUCACAGAAGAUAUUUGAUGCAUAUGUGGUUGGCAAAGAAAAUGCUCCUGGCAUCGUUGUGCUUCAAGAGUGGUGGGGUGUUGAUUUUGAGAUCAAGAACCAUGCCUUGAAAAUUUCUCAGUUUGAUUCUGGCUAUAAAGCACUUAUCCCAGAUUUGUAUCGUGGAAAGGUUGGUUUAGAUGCUGCAGAAGCACAACAUUUGAUGGAGGGUCUCGACUGGCAAGGUGCUUUGAAGGACAUUCAGGCUUCUGUUAACUGGCUCAAGGCUGAUGGUUCACAGAAGGUUGGGGUAACAGGAUACUGCAUGGGUGGUGCCCUCGCCAUCGCAAGUUCUGUUUUGGUCAUUGGUGUUGAUGCUGUUGUAGCCUUCUAUGGAGUUCCUCCAUCAGAGCUUGCAGAUCCUACCCUAGCAAAGUCCCCUGUACAGGCCCAUUUUGGGGAGCUCGAUAAUGCUGCUGGCUUUUCAGAUGUUAAGGUUGCUAAAGCUUUAGAACAAAAACUGAAGGCAUCAGGAGUUCCUUCUGAGGUAUACGUGUAUCCAGGGAAUGCACAUGCCUUUAUGAACCAAUCUCCUGAAGGUGUGGAGAGGAGAAAAAUUAUGGGAAUGGAUGAUGGAGAUGAUGCUGCUGUUGAGCUAGCAUGGUCUCGCUUCUGUUCAUGGAUGAGUCGCUUCUUAUCUCCCUAAGCACUUUAUUUAAUACAUUCAUCAAACAAUAGGUUGAUAUUGUUAAGAGUAUUAGGGUAGUAUAUGUAAAUUGAUAAUAGUGUUAGGGUAUUAUGUGUAAAUACAAGAGGGUGUGUAUGUGUAAUUCUUAUUAUUAUGAGUUACCUAUAAAUAUAAGUGAUGUAUGAGGACUAAGUUAAGUUGUUAACCUCUCUCUUUCUC